Papilio polytes (common Mormon) is the source of this 1657-nucleotide messenger RNA. RefSeq names its product leucine-rich repeat-containing protein 70. Gene Ontology annotation, molecular function: protein binding. Lineage: Eukaryota; Metazoa; Arthropoda; Insecta; Lepidoptera; Papilionidae. Gene Ontology annotation, cellular component: extracellular matrix. The transcript is spliced from 2 exons. Bases 254 to 1657 code for a protein of 467 amino acids. The record is from RefSeq and is a predicted model, not a curated record.
UGUUUACAAGCUACCUCCGUACAAGUUUUAAAAAUAAAUCCGAUACGUUUUUAAGUUUUUAUGCCUAAAAGCGAUACCGAUGUUGAGGCGCGUCUCCCCGCACAGGGCACUAUCUCACCUACUUACGGCCUCGUUUAUAGGUAAACAAAGAGAAAUGACCAGCAAUCAAAUAUCAAUGAUAACGCCGCUGAUAAGAUCGUAGUAGCGUCGCGAGUCGCGCUAUCAGUGGUGUGCGAGUGUUGUUGCGGACAAGAUGCGACGCGCUCUCGCGCUUCUCGCACUGGCGGCCACCUGCUGGCCGGCGCGCUCCUGGACCUUCUGCGACGCCCCCGGCGAGUGCGUCUGCAGGUUCCACGAGCGGCCCGAGGAGGACCUAAUGCGGCAGCACAUCGACUGCUCCUACAGGAGGGGCGCCCUCGCUGGCAAUCGCACUCUGCCUCCCAGGGCCUACUCCCUCGACCUCUCCUCGAGCGCCUUGAAGAUAAUACGAUCGGGACCGUUUCUCCGAUCCAAGUCGUUGCAGGAGUUGGUACUGAAAAACAACGAUAUCGCAGACAUCGAGGAAGGUGCCCUCGCGCUCCCCGACCUGCGCCGCCUCGACCUCAGCUACAACCGACUCCAGCGACUGGAUGGCGCCGUCUUCCGGUCUAUAAUUAAGCUGGAAUUCUUAAAUUUGGCGAACAACAAUUUCGUGUCGUUCGGAAAACUCACGUUCCAUCCGCUGCGGGAUUUGCGCGAGGUCAUCCUAAACAAUAAUAACAUCGGGCCCGCCCUCCGGGACACCGACCUCUUUGACCGCGACGGGUUCGGCCUGACGAACAAAAUCCAGAAGGUGUCCAUCUCCGGCGUCGGCCUGGGCCGCGUGCACGACAACUUCUUCGUGGACGCCUACGACAUACGGGAGCUCAUAGUCGCAAAUAAUGACUUGGCUGAACUGUUCGAGAUCCCGUUCACCCUGGAAUACCUGGACGUAUCAGACAAUCCCAUCCGGGAGAUAUCCGGCGAGGACUUCGCCGACCUGACGGCGUUAAAGGUUCUCAAGAUGAACAACAUCAGCAUCGGCUCGGUGCCGGCGCACGCAUUGGCGCCGAUGCGGGCGCUCGUGCGGCUGGACCUCGAGAGAAACCUCAACCUGACGGAGUUCAGCGCGCUGGCGUUCGGGCGGGAGGUGCUGGAGGACGCGGACGACUUCACGCUGGAGGAGCUAUCACUCAAGUCAUGCAGACUGCGGACCCUGGACCAACGGUUGCAGACGCCCCUGGGGCGGCUCUCCCGCCUCGACCUACAAGGCAACCGCUGGCACUGCGACUGUCGGCUGGCCUGGAUCAAGCAGUUUCAAAUGGACCCAAACGACUACGAGCACUUGAGAUGCUACUCGCCCAAGUCGCUAUUCAACAGCAAAAUAUUCGAGUUGAAGGAGAAGUACUUCCGAUGUCCGCGGGAGCGCGGCGGCGGCGGGGGCGGCGCGGGCGCGGCCGUCGGCAUCAUCGCGUUCUGCAUGUUCUCGUCGGCGGCGGCGCUGUGGCUGUUCUGGUACCUGCCGGGCUGCCCGCCGCGCGGCCGCGCGCUGCCCGCCGCCGCCUACGCCGCGCUGCCGCUGCACGCGCACGCCGCCGCACUCGCGCCCACCGCACCCUCCGCCCCCUCCGCCUUGUAG